CCCAUCUCGCUCUCUUUGUUGCAACUCCUUGCCGCCGUAGCCACACACGCCGGCCGCCUCGCCUCACUCCGGUGACUCCUGCCAUCGCCAGGCAUGCUACAUCCUCCCCUUCGUCUGGAUUCAACACUCAUGCCCACCAGCAGCCCUCCCCCAUGGCUAGGGUUUCGGGCGCGGUGGCCCCUCUCACUCCGGAGGUGAGGGAGCUGGUGCUGACGCAGGGGGAGCGGCGGCGGCGGUGGGAGGAGGAUGAGGAGGUGUGGUGCCAGAUGUUCGGAGGAAGGGCGGCGUUCCACGCGACGGCACCCGCAGCCGCGCUGGGCCAGCAGCAGUGGGUGGCGCCGGAGCUCGACCGGUGGCUCCGCGAGAGACAACCGCUCUGCCAGCACCAGCUCCUCUCCUACGCCCGCAAGCUCCGCAACUUCAGACAUUACAGGCACGCCCUCGAGAGCAAGGGGUGGGCUCAGCUUGAAGGCUGGGGACGGGCAUCGAUGGACUCCCAGUUCUACGGGGCACAAAUCAUCGCGACGCGAACACCGGACUGUAACAUUGCCAUCGUUCUCACUGGUGAGGAAACCAGGAUUGAAGCACAUAAUAUAUUCUUUCGGAACUAAACCCGUCUCAAGGUACUGUGACCAGGCAGGAGAGAUAAUACAGGACUACCUCCAUGCCACUGGAAAUGCUAUUUAAGCACAAACGUUCUUCAAGCAGGAGAGAUAACGCAUGACUACCACAGCCUGGUGGGUGUCAUGCUCUUCGAUCCCUCAGAGGCGGACUUCAGUGUGAAUCCCGGAGACUGCAUCGCACAGAAGAUAGUCCAGGUGAUUGCGACACCGGAGGUCGCCGAGGUGGACGACCUCGACGUCGACACCACCGUCUGGGGCGAGGGAGGGUCCGGGUCCAUUGGAGUUUGAACUCCGGGGCUUGGUAGAUACAUCUAGAGAAGUGGUCUGGUUUGCGUCUGAUGUUAUUGGGAUCACGUGUCUUUUCAAUUUGAGAUGUUCAAUGUUGCAUACAUGAAUGCUCCAAGUGCUAAGAUGGUUAUGUGAUCUUUGCACUAGACGUGUCUUGAAUUC
Messenger RNA from Triticum dicoccoides, 1073 nucleotides. RefSeq lists its product as uncharacterized. The transcript has 4 exons. NCBI's taxonomy places the organism in Eukaryota, Viridiplantae, Streptophyta, Magnoliopsida, Poales, Poaceae. Bases 153 to 611 code for a protein of 152 amino acids. The record is from RefSeq and is a predicted model, not a curated record.